AAUAGGUGCACUGAGCACGCAUAUAACCUUAGAAAAAGUGGCAUAGGCAGUGAAACUAUGAAUCCUCCAACCAUCCCUUUUUGGCUGCUAGUAGUACUGUUUUCUCUUAUUGGCUAUUGUAUUCACGUUGUCAUAACGAAUUUCAGCAAGCACAGGGCCAAGAAACUCCCUCCAGGACCUUCCCUAUUUCAAACCAUCGGUGUGUUCCGAACCAGUGAACCUUUCCACGCAUCACUUGCGAAAGUCUCUCAAACUUAUGGACCUCUAUUGUCAAUUAAGCUAGGAAGCAGAACAAUAAUAGUUGUUUCAUCACCGGAAAUUGCCAAAAAAUUUCUUCAUGAACAUGAUCUUGAGUUCUCUGUCAGAAUGCUUCCUGAUGCCGUCACAGCAUUUGACCACCAUAAAGUGUCUAUUUUCUGGUCACCACCACAAGGCUCCUGGCGCAUUCUUCGCAAAGUAUGCAAAGAACAUAUAUUUUCAUCAGAAAGACUCAAAGCUGGUCAAGGGCUCCGCCAAGAAAUGGUGCAGCAUCUGUGCAACUAUGUACAAGAAUGUUGUAUCAACGGGCAAGCUGUAAAUAUUGGUGAAGCUGCCUUCUCAACAUCUCUCAGCUUGAUGUGGAACACCUUCUUCUCGGUUGGUUUUGGACAAUCAGAUUCUAUCUCGUCCGAAGAAAUUAAAGAAACUGUAUGGAGUAUGAUGAAAACUUUUGGCAGUCCUAAUCUUGCGGACAUCUUUCCCAUCCUCAAAGCGAUAGAUCCCCAGCGUCUAAAGGGUCGAGCCAAGUUUUAUAUGGGAAAGCUGCUUGAUAUUAUUGAUGGUAUCAUACGCCGAAGAGUACAAGAAAGAGACGCAUCUCUCACUUAUACAAGGAAAAAUGACUUCUUGGAAACCCUCCUUGAUCUUAAUCAGCAAAAUGAAGCUGUAUUAAGUUACCAUAGCUUGAAACAUUUCCUUCUGGAUUUAUUCAUUGCAGGGUCAGAAACAAGUUCAACCACCGUGGAAUGGGCGAUGGCAGAGUUACUACGAAGUCCUGAAAUAAAAUCAAAAGCUAGAGAUGAGAUCGUGGAAAUUGUUGGAAAAAGUGAGCUCGUUCAAGAAUCAGAUAUCUCAAAUCUCCCUUACUUGCAAUCAUUAGUUAAAGAGACCUUUCGGCUUCACCCCGCUGGCCCCCUACUGCCUCGCAAAGCUGAGAGUGAUACAGAAAUCCAUGGCUACAUGGUGCCACAAAAUGCUGAAGUUUUGGUUAACUUGUGGGCUAUGGGCAGGGAUCCAAGCUUGUGGCCAAAUCCAAAUUCGUUCCUACCUGAACGAUUCAUGGACAGAAACAUUGAUGUGAAAGGCAAUCAUUUUGAGCUCCUUCCCUUUGGCACGGGAAGGAGAAUUUGUGCUGGACUGCCACUGGCUCAUAGGAUGGUGCACAUUAUGGUGGCUUCUUUGCUUCAUAAAUUUGAUUGGAAGCUUGAAGAAGAAAUCAAACCAGAGCAACUUGACAUGAGCGAAAAGUCUGCACUAACAUUACACAAGGCAGUGCCCCUUAGGGCCAUUCCUGUUAGAACCACAGUUUAAUGAUUGGUAUUUGAUAGGUUGGCAUCCUAUCUGUUUAAAUUUGAGGAAAGGAAUGUAAAUUUUAUCAUUAGAGUACCAAGAAAACACAAUAACAGUGGGACUAGACCACUUAAAGUACGUAUGCCUAUAAUAUGUGUACUUGAUAUAAAAAUGUGUUAGAUAUUUAGGUUUUGGUGUUUCUA
This is a messenger RNA of Coffea arabica (coffee), 1751 nucleotides long. RefSeq names its product cytochrome P450 76T24-like. Lineage: Eukaryota; Viridiplantae; Streptophyta; Magnoliopsida; Gentianales; Rubiaceae. Gene Ontology annotation, molecular function: monooxygenase activity; oxidoreductase activity, acting on paired donors, with incorporation or reduction of molecular oxygen; iron ion binding. The record is from RefSeq and is a predicted model, not a curated record.